CAAAAAGUCGUGGAUCUUAUCUUGUCAGUGAGAGCUAGCGAGUGAGUUGUGAGUGAGCGACAUGUCCAGAGGAGGGCGGUGGACGGGCGUCCUCGGCGACGUCGGAGGUUGGAGGAUGCCGGGAUAGCCAGGCGCAGUCUGAGUACGUACGCCUUCCCCGUCCUCCUCCAUUGCGAGCUCUACUGGCACAUGCAUUCUUCACGCAAUCCCCGCCAAAGGUGCCCAGGGCCUACGCACUUUCGAGAUAAGUUCAACGCAAAAGGGUCUGUGCCUCAGACGCACGUUAUCUCGAAGCAAAUUCCUCCUGAAAUACCUGGAUUCUUGGGCGUCCCUGUCAUCCUCGAACGCGCAUCUAAGACAGAUGGAUUCUGAGCAGCUUGAACAGGACCUCCUCGAGCUGUCUCGGACAGUGUCUUCUUACCCUGCCAUCGACAACCAUGCCCAUGCAUUCCUGAAGGUCGAGAACCGCGACGCGAUGCCCUUCGAGGGCCUUAUCUCCGAAGCCUCUGGGCCAGCGUUGACAGAGGAUGCUGUUCAUACUUUGGCCUGCUACCGAGCCACGGCGCAGUUGGCGGAACUCUUCGGGUUGGGCAAGAAUGCGAGCUGGGAGGACGUGAAGAGAAGACGAAAGGAGCUCGAGUACGACCAGCUCUGCCGCCUCUGCAUGGAGCCCACCCGGAUCCAGUGCAUACUGAUCGACGACGGGCUAGGGGUGCGCGACUUGGUGUACGAGUACAAGUGGCAUGAUCGCUACACCAGCAGCCCCACGAAGCGGAUCGUCCGAAUAGAAGUGGUCGCGCAGGACAUCCUGAAGGAUCUCAUUGAUGCGCAAGUCACAGGCGCAGUGCUCGCACCCUACACACUCUGGCAGUCAUUUGCGGCCAAACUCGCGGCGCAGCUCAAGGCGAGCGCGGCGGACCCAGAGGUCGUCGGCUUCAAGUCGGUCGCGUGCUACAGGACUGGCCUCGACAUCAGCGUGACGCAGGAGUUCGCGGACAUCGAAGUCGGUCUUGUGCAGCUCGCUCUGAGGUAUGAAGCUACGAACAAUUUGCGCUUGUCGGAGAAGGCGGUCAAUGACUAUGUCGUGACCACCGCGCUUCGCGUUGCGGGCGAGUGUGGCAAACCGGUGCAGUUCCACACGGGUCUGGGAGACAACGACAUCACGCUAUCGAAGUCAACGCCUGCGCUCAUGCAGCCAGUGAUCAAAGCCUUCCCCAACACCAAAUUCGUCCUCCUGCACUCCAGCUAUCCAUUCACCCAGGAAGCAGGGUAUCUGACAGCAGUCUACCGCAACGCGUUCCUCGACUUUGGCGAGAUCUUCCCAUUCUUGAGCGCAGACGGGCAGCGAGACGUCGUGAAGCAAGUGCUUGAGCUGUGCCCGACGAACAAGAUCAUGUGGUCGACUGAUGGCCACUUCUGGCCGGAAUCCUACUAUCUCGGCACCAUGCAAGCUAGACAGGUGUUAUACGAGGUGUUGGAGUCUUCCAUGCGUCGUGGAGAGUUGACGCUCGGCCAGGCAACGAGCAUCGUCAAAAGUGCAUUCUUCGACACCGCGAACAAAGUGUACAACCUAGGUCUUCUGCCGCACGUUGUAUGAUUACGGGUAUAAGGGUGUUCCGACG
This is a messenger RNA of Rhodofomes roseus, 1622 nucleotides long. Its product is annotated as amidohydrolase-domain-containing protein. The record is from RefSeq and is a predicted model, not a curated record. The transcript is spliced from 6 exons. Gene Ontology annotation, molecular function: hydrolase activity. Bases 362 to 1597 code for a protein of 411 amino acids. Lineage: Eukaryota; Fungi; Basidiomycota; Agaricomycetes; Polyporales; Fomitopsidaceae.